CUGCCCACCCGCAGCCCCGCGCAGGCCCCGGGCGGCCGGGCGUGGGAAGGGGAGUCGGCGGCGCCCGGGACCCCCGGUGCGGGCUCCCCCCGCCGGGCUCCCAUUGGCCGCGGGGCGGGACGUGCCGCCCCGCUCCCGGCCCUAUAUUAGGGCAAUAUUGCCCCGGCGGGGCGCGGCGCUGCCCCGCGGGCCAUGGAUCUGGGGUACUUUCCCCUCGCUUUCCCGUCGGGGCUGUGCCGCGGGGCCCCCCAGACCCCCUACCCCCGGCGGGGGGACGGCGCCUUCCUGGCGCUGGGCACCGGCGCCAGCGCCGCGCCCCCCCCGCCGCCUGCCUGCGCGGGGGCGGCGGGGUACGCGGCCGCUCCCCCCGCGGCGCCGGGCCCCGGCUACCGGCCGUCCCGCGGAGCCGGGCCGCCGGGCUACGCCACGUCCAUUUUCCCCGGGAGCGGCCGCCCGCCGCCGCCGCCGGAGCCCGGCCGCCCCUGCCCCGGCGCGGGCGGCGGGGGGCUGCGCCCGGCGGCGGCCCCGGCGGCGCCCCGCACCUUCGAGUGGAUGCGAGCGAAGCGGAGCCCGCUCGGGAGAAGCGGCGCGGCGCCGUGCGGGGGGCAGCCUCCCGCCUGCCCCGCACGCACCAGCUUCAGCACCCGGCAGCUCACGGAGCUGGAGAAGGAGUUUCAUUUCAGCCGGUACCUGUCGCGGGCCCGCCGCCUCGAGGUGGCCCGCUCGCUGCGCCUCCGCGACGCCCAGGUGAAGGUCUGGUUCCAGAACCGCCGCAUGAAGCAGAAGAAGCGGGAGCGGGAGGCGCUGGCCGCCCCCGCCGCCGCGCCCACGGGUGCCCCGGGCGGCCCCGCAUGAGGCCCCGCCGCCCCCCACGGAGGGGUCUGCCGGGGACGUCGGGGCUC
Molecule: messenger RNA, 902 nt
Organism: Harpia harpyja (harpy eagle)
Lineage: Eukaryota; Metazoa; Chordata; Aves; Accipitriformes; Accipitridae
Gene: HOXD1
Product: homeobox D1
Exons: 3
Coding region: 193-855 (220 amino acids)
Biological process (GO): regulation of transcription by RNA polymerase II
Cellular component (GO): nucleus
Molecular function (GO): DNA-binding transcription factor activity, RNA polymerase II-specific; RNA polymerase II cis-regulatory region sequence-specific DNA binding
Source: RefSeq, a predicted model, not a curated record